Messenger RNA from Ctenopharyngodon idella (grass carp), 8206 nucleotides. It is a transcript of the gene cbarpb, whose product is annotated as CACN subunit beta associated regulatory protein b. Gene Ontology annotation, molecular function: transmembrane transporter binding. Lineage: Eukaryota; Metazoa; Chordata; Actinopteri; Cypriniformes; Xenocyprididae. The record is from RefSeq and is a predicted model, not a curated record. Bases 2114 to 4735 code for a protein of 873 amino acids. Gene Ontology annotation, cellular component: plasma membrane; secretory granule. Gene Ontology annotation, biological process: negative regulation of voltage-gated calcium channel activity; negative regulation of calcium ion-dependent exocytosis. The transcript has 10 exons.
UCAUUCACACAGCUAUUGUUUCCGUGAUGAGAGCUCAGUGUCUUAGAAUGACAUCGUGUUUUAUUAUUGGAAAUGAUGGUAGGCUAGUCUUAGUCCCUCAGUUUCUGCAGGUUUGUAAAACAGACAUGGAUAUCUUGUGUUUUAAACGGCUAUAGAUUAGAAAUAAUAGCCUGAACAUCACUGGUUUGGAGUGAGGUUUAAAUUCAUCUAUAUGGUUUUGUAUCGCUUGUUUGUUGAUGCUCACAGUACUAUGUCAAGCGGUUUGAACAUUUAUUCAUGUAGACUAACUGAUAUCUAUUUUUAUCUUACUAAUUGUUUUUUAAUCACUAGCAAGUAAUCCAACAGUGACUAACCAAUUUCACUUGUAACUAUGCAUUUGAUCCUAAUAGAUACUAGUAGUAUCUAUCCCAGCUUUACUACUUAUUGAUUCUUGUAUUUAGGCACUAGAAUUGAUCACUAUUGUUACUAGUAAUAUUUUUUUAAUCUCACAAAUUACAAUACCUUUUUACAUGUCAUAUUUAAUGAACACUCAGAAUAGCUGCUUCAGUUAGCUAUAAUUUAUAUAUUACUAAUAUGAUUAAAAAUGUUAACAGUAACACUAGUGUCUAAAAAUAUACUGAAAAAGUUGGUGAACGUGAUUUCACCAAGUACAACAUGUUCCUGGAUCAAAAUCUUAAUUGAUUCUGGAACAACAUUCCAAUCAACCAAUCCGAUUUGAGGGACAAGUCUACAGUUUAUGUCAAGAUUAGGCUUACAACCAGGGUUAGGUGCUUCUACGUCGGUGUUAUUUACCUAUCAUUUCCCUCUGAAUUUAGAAAUAAGUUAUGGGUACACUUAGGUUUAUGGUUAUGGAUAGGGUUAAGACAAAAUUUUUGGACAGUAAUGUCGUUUCAGGGUAAACAAAAUAUGUUGAUCCAGAAACAUGUCUUACUUGACAAAAUCACAGUGACCUGAAUGAGUUGUAGAAAAACUGCAAUAGAUACAAGUAACUUUUUGAAUAGUUACAAGUAGUAGUACCUAAUGAAGAUUUACUAGUAAAACUGGAAUAGAUUCCAGCAACAAUUUGAGUACUUGUCUGAAUAAAUUAUAUAUUUGAACAAAAUCAUUACAUUUUUAAAACUGAAAAAAAGAAAAAAAAAAAAAAAAGCAAUUUGUUACCAAUAACAAUGUAAUAUUUACUUAUUGUUGAAAUAACUACUAGAACUUAAUUGAUAAUCAGUAGUGAUGAUGAAAAAGAUAGUUGUAAUAAAAGUACAAGUCAUAUGAAAAUACUAGUAUACAUGAAGAUUCUAGUUUGUUUUAAGGAAUUAAUGUAAAUAAUGUUUUAUUUAAAAGUCUAUAGUCUAUAAGAAAUGCUUAUAGAAGAGAUUUUUGAAUGUGAUACACCUCCGCAGAGUCUGCCAGGCAUGACAAGAAGAAUCACAGGAGCAUAUGUUGCAAAACGUUCAUGAUAGUUAGUUGAUUGUUAGAAAAUAUGUUCCUUGAAGUAACCUAAAAUGUGGUAACUAGUUUUAUUUAAGCCAAAAUAUUAUUAAAAAUAACUCAAUUAACCUGACGACUUAGGCUGCACUAACAAAGGUCAUUUUAAGGGUCAUAUUGAGUUAAAAAAAAACUCUUUAGAGUAUUUCAUACAGCAAAAUGUUUAAUUACAGAGAGGCAUAGUGAAAACCAAAGAGAGCACAAGUGCAUUGACAGUGAGAAGGUAAUCUGAAAGAAUAGUCCAUGAAUGGUACUAAUGGGUCUCUCUUGAUUUGUUUUAAUAACUAUAACUAAUAACGCAGUACAUUAGACGUCUUUGAGAACAAUACAGCAGCAUUAUGCUUCCGAGACGCAAAAGAAUGAGCUUAAAUUAUCUCAGGAAUGCCUAAUGCUAAAGACUUCAAGAGGGAGAAAGAGAGAGAGAAGCUAUGAAAACAGGUAGGUGGGCAGAAGCUGGAUGAGUAUGCAGUAGGAGCUGAAGGCUUUGCAGUCCGAGCUGUUAAGCACACUGCUAUCUCUGCAUCUCUUGCACACAAACACACGCUGCCUUCAGAUAAUGGGAGAAAAGGCAGCGUCGCAGCAUUAAAGAAACGAGGACUGCUUGGGAGGGGGGACACUCUCUCUGGCUUGGACCAUGAGCAAUGAGUCUGCCAUAUGGACCACAACAGAACCCCCCACCGAGGCCACGUUGUCGUCAGGGACACAGAAUGGCUAUGUCCUCCUGCUGGUCCUCUUGUCCAUCUUUGUCGGGGGGACACUGGUCCUGCUCUCUGUCCUUCUGAUUGUCUGUCGCCGAUGUUGUGAAGGGGAUAGACGCCAUGCGUGGUUCAUUGUUUGCCUCAGGGCUAGCGAUGACACUGAGAAAAGUAAUACCACCUAUAUUGAGGAGGCCCAGCCAGUGCAUGAGAUUACGAUUCGCGUUGAUGAGUCAGACUGCCUGUCGGCAGCCAGCUCCCACGACAUGGAGACAGAGCGUUUCCUCUCCACGGGCACAACCGGCCGCCGGGUCUCCUUCAACGAAGCAGCACUCUUCGAUCAUAGCAAAAAAACACAGGAGAAAGGUCGAAGGUACACGCUUACGGAGGGUGACUUCCAUCACUUGAAGAACGCGCGGCUCACCCACCUCCACCUCCCUCCACCCGCCCUCCAGAUACUCACCAUCCACGAGUGUGAGUCAUCAGAGAACAGUAUUGCCAUGACAACACGCCCCGUCGCUAAAUCCAGCCUCUCAAUUUUUCAGCCACCAGUAUGUUCACUGCCCCAGACUGCCCUGACCAGCCGAAGUCUCAGUCCCAGCUCUGCCCUUCCUGGUGACACUCUCAAUUCCACUGUAGACACAAUGUUCUGUGAGAGCAUUGCAGUGGCCGGUCCUGAACCCUCCAGUCCAUGUCUAAUGGAGGUCAGAGGAGGAGUCAGCAGGAGGGCAGACAUUAUGGGUAAUGGUAGAGAGGGUGCAUCGGCAUCAGCCACAGGCCUCUCCUCCUCUGGAGGGGCCCCACAGGGCCCCAUGCUGCAGUUCUUCACCAAGCUCCGCCGACAUGCCAGCCUUGAGGGAGCAAGUCCCUACUUCAAGAUCAAGAAGUGGAAGUUUGACAGCAGCCAAAGAGCUUCAAGUCUAGACAUGAGAGGCUCCCCAAAACGGAGGCAGUUCCAGCGGCAGCGUGCAGCCAGCGAGAGCAUGGACCAAGAGGAGCAUGACGCCCAUCACAUUGACCUCAUACAGUACAUCGCUCGCACCAAGGAUGUUACCUACUGCCCCACCCGGCCCAGUCCACGCCUUCUGUCCCCCCCUUCCACACCCCCACCCUCCCUCGGCAGGUUAGAGGUGGAGGUGAUGGUGGAGCCCAGCUGCAGCAGAGCGAUGGGUCCCGGGGUGAUCGGCCUCACUUCCGAGCCCCCAGACGAGAGUGUUGGUAUAGGCUGUCAUCAGGAGAGCUUAGAACCUCAGACCUUGUACCGUGAUAUCUGGACUCUUCGUGCGUCUCUCGAGCGGUAUGUCUCAUCCGACCAGAGCAGCAACAAUGACAAAGACUCCGUCCGUAGUGACGCUGACAGCGUGUGCUCUCUAGGGGGUAAGACCGAGAUGGGAGGGCUGCCUAGGUACCUCUCACAGGAUACUGGGGAUGAGAUAGAGGGGGAUGUGGACUUGCCUCUAGAUGAGGGACUGGAGAAAGGUCGUAAACAGGAUAGUGUUGAUUCUGAAAGAGGAAGUGACGGGGAGCCAGGAAACCGUAAGCUCCUCCAGAUGGACAGUGGUUAUGCCUCGAUAGAAGCACCUUCGCGUGCUCCGGAGGAGCUACGACUGUUCGGAAGCAGUAGUAGCAGUAAGGACGGCUCCGCUGUGGAGCGCAGGCACUUCUUCAGUUCCGGCCGCAAAGGGACCGUGUGCGAGAGCUUCGACACGGACAUCUUUGACGAAGAACUCGAAGAGGAACCUGCAGGUGCCAGCGGCGGUGUGGACGGAGUGGAAACGGACAAGAGCACCAUGCUGUGGUCCCCUUAUGGCCAGAUGUUCACUCAGCGCAAUGAUCAACCUCAUCCCCCCAUCCUUUCCCGUCGCGACUACAGCAUUGAUGAGAAAACCGACGCACUUUUCCACGAGUUUUUGCGACACGACCCGCAGUUCGAUCAGCAGGAGUCCCCGCUGCGCUCCAAGCAUCGUUCCCGCGUGCACCUGCGCAAGCAGUGGCAGCGUUCCAAACAAUACAGCGACCCCGGCCAGCGCUUCCAAUCCUCUUUUGACCGGUACCGCACUCCGCUCCGACGUGGCGAAACUGUCAACUAUCCUUUAGAGACUAGCUACCACAGCACGCUCCCACGAAUCAUUAGUGCACCUGAUGAAGAGAGCAGCGAAGGUGCAACAAGUACUCCCGAGACACCCAAGGCAGAUCAGGAUACCGCUACUGAUGUGGAUCCAGACAACAUAAGAAUAUCUUCCAGCACUGAAAGCAGUGGAACCAUCAACGAAAAGGAAGUCUUUGAGGCAUCUCAGCUCCUUCCAACAACUGACAUUACUGGAGAGCAGUCGGUGGGCCGGGAAAACUCUAGGCAAGCAUUGCCACCCCCUGAGCCUCCUGAUGAAUAUACACCUGAAUGUACAAGCUAUGGCCCACAGACAAUCACAGAAGAGCUGAGCGACAAGCUAGCGGCUACCCUCGAAGAGCGUCUGUACUCGGAUCUCCGCAGGACCAGGGAACCGCCCGAGUGUAGUGCAGUGACUUUGACCUACACAUCGCCCGAUCACAGUCCAGUGUAGCAUGUGGCUCCCUUCAUCUCCUCGUACAAGAACACUUUGCAGCAACUACAGGUCCAAAGUUUUGAUCGACAUUGGCUCCGAUCUGGAAAAGGUUUGCUUUGGUCAUUUAAAUGAUGAAAUCAUUGUCAUUAUGUCCUAGACAAGUGGUGUAGAGACAUUUCUUCCAUGCCCAUUCUUAAAUAAAAGGCAGUUAAGGCGCAUACCUCAUGUUGCUCAACGGACCAAUUCUUAAACAAAUUAAAUGUCACAGUCUGUUAUUAAAGCUCUUAAUUUAGCUACUUGUUGACUUCAAAAGCCAAUAUUUUCUCUGCACUAGGUAAUCCACUGUGAAUUUGGGUGCUAUUAGAUUAAAGAUUGAUUAUAUUUGUAAGUGCAUGAAUUAUAUUGCAUUGCUGCCUAUCUGGAUGUCUGUUCAUGACCCAAAUUAAUAAUAAUAUUAUUAUUAUUAUUAAUUUUGAAAGUACUAGAUAGCCCUCCAUUUGGUUACUAUGUUUUACUUUUCAUUUCUUUUCAUCAAAUACUAAAUACUAUUUAUUAUUAGCAUCUGGGUUUUUGUUGUGUAGCUAAACCUGCUGUCAGAUUUAAUAAAAUUUCAGAAAAAAAAUCAUAUAAAUUAUAAAUAAUAAUUAGCAUAAACUGUAGAAAUUUCCUGGUAUAGGUCUAAUUAUGCCACAUAACCUGUAUUUCAAAAACAACAGCAUUAUCAAUAGUAAAUGUCUUGUUUUAUUUGAAACACCAUGACAUUGGUCCAAUUCCUAAGUAAACUCUUUCCCAGUGUUUGAAAUUUGGGUUAAACAAGAUGGGAUUAGUUGCACUAAAACACUAGGAGUGUUAGCUUGUUCCCCACCAACACAUUCGCAAUCCAUUAUUAAGCAUCCUUUUCAUUUAAUAUUGUUAUUUUAUCGUUGAAGUACUGAAUGGCUAAAACUGCCUCUUUGUGAGAUACUGUAAUUUUAUGACCAAUGACCAUUGAAUUAUUAUUAUUAUUAUUGUGCUUUUCAUCUUUUCAUUUUAUCAUUUGUUCUGUAUCAUUGACCAUAUCUGUGAGAAUGAAAAGUAGAGUGAACAAUUUUCAAGUAUAUAGUGCCAAAUUGUUGUCAGGUAAUACCAAGAUCAAACAUGAAAACACUGUAAGCAACAGUUGGGAAAGAAAAAACAGUCCUGCAAAAUAAGGAUCACAGAUAUGCCUCUCUAAGGGUUUGAAUCAAGCCUGAGACAUUUUAAUGAAUCUCAUUGAGAGAAGGGCAUGCCUUUUCUUGCAUGUAUGUUCAUUAGCAUUACUUCUACACGAAGGUGACCUAGAACCUAGACCGUGAACGGCUGCACAUGCUGCCUUUGGACAAAAUCGUCAUUUAGAGUCAGUUAGAGCAAAUCCCACUGCCCAGCAUAAGCCAUUGUUAUAUCUGGGUGCAAAUGCCACUGUUCACAUUAAUCCGAACUAUCCACUAUGCUAGUAUUCCCGUCUGUCAGCAGCAUCCCGUCUGUCUUGGGUUGAGCUCACAGUAUGGGUUGCGUUGUAUUGAUCAUUCUGGGUUUGAUCUUGCAAACAAAAGGUUGUCCUCAGUGGAUUCUCAGUUGGGAGGUGUUAGAAAGUCUAUCAUUGUGAAAUGUGAGAGAAAAAGCCAUUGGUGACAUAUAGAGGCUCUUGAUGUAAUGAAGCAAAGCUUGUGUAGCAUCUGGUUUGUCUAUGAAGGCUCACAAGGUUGUGUGCACUUUUAGGGUGAUUGUUUGAGUUGUUGAGUAGUACACUAAAGUCUACAUGUGCUAUUUAGGCUGCAUCUGAAGUGCCCUGUCCAGAAAUAAAAAGCUUUCAUUAUCUAUGUGAACAAUGGCUGAUGUGCAUGGAGUAAUUAACAAUGCCAGAGAAAAGAGAGCUUCAGAAUAGCUGAUAUUGUUGAUUGACUGUUUCGGGCUAAAUGAAACGUACAGACCAUCUCACAUGAUGAAUACGGUGCCUUCCUGUGUGUUUAACAUUUAAAGGGAUAGUCCACUUGAAAAAUCUUAAAAAGUCCAUACAAUGAAAGACAAUGUGGUCCAAUCAGUGUUAUUUUAGUAUAAUUAAGAUACUAUUAUAGCUUUUGAAUUGAAUUUUUAUAUUUUCUGUUGUCGUUUUAAUUUUAAUUUAAGUUUCAGUAAUUUUGUUUUGUUUUGUUUGUCAUUUUUAUUAGAUUUUAAGAUGUCCCUAUGGUUUUUAUUAAUUAAUUUAAUCAAGUUCACAGUGCAUUAACUAAUGUUAACAGAUACAAAUUUUGAUCUUAAAAAUGUAUUAUUAGUAAAUGUUGAGAUUAACAUUAACUAAGAUUAAUAAAUGCUGUAGAAGAAUUGUUGAUUGUCAUGUUAACUAAUGUAGUUAACUAACAAAUGUAGCCUUAUUGUAAAGUGUUACCUUACAUCAAUUAUUUAUUUAUUUUUUUAAGCAAUGUUGAUGUUUUUUAUGGUUUGAAUUUUAGUUUGUUAAAUAUAAUAACCCUGUUUUAGACCCCAUUGUCUUAAACUAUAUGCACAAAAACAGUUGAAACAUUGUUCAAAAUAUCUUCUUUUGUGUUCAUCACAAGAAUGACAUGAAUGUGAAUAAAUUAUGCCAGAAUUUCUAUUUUUGGGUGAACUAUCCCUUUAAGAGAGUGAGUGUUAGGGUGAGAUCCCAGUAGAGCACUUAUUUCUUAAAACUCAUUUUGAGCAUACAUAAUUGAAUAGGCCAAAUUACCUUACAGAGGUUGCAUUGUGGAAAUGUAAAUCCAAAAUGUGGUACAUUUACAUGGCAUUGUCAAAUACACAUACACAAGGGUUAGCGGUUACAAAUCCAGACCUUAGUUUUGACUAACUGUAAUCCGUAACAUGUCAGGGACAGCUAAAUCUGUACAAAGGAUAAAGUAGAGUUGUAUAUAAGCACAAUGAUGUCCCAUUUCAGGCACUAGAAUAGUCUAUGUCUUGGAUUUGACAUAAACCUAGUUGGGACCUUUGGGUGAAAUGUGCACAAUCAAAUAGCCUGUCGGUUGAUGGAUUACUGUGUAUAGAUUUGCAUGUAAUGACGAAUUAUUGUUUAGCAGAUCCAAAAGGAAGCACCAAAUCAUAGAUAUUUUUUUGUGUGAAUCUGAGAAUGAAAAGAAAUAGACUUGGUACUAAAAUAUUGUAAAGUAUUUUAAUGGAGUCUGUUAUUUUAGAAGUUAUGCUUUGCUGACUUGAUGAGAUUUUUUGCCAUAUUUCCAUGGACAAAAAGAAUUAUUUCUAUUGCUGGGUAUAUUUCGAUGAAAGAGGAAAUAUAUUUAUGUGCAAAUUUCCAUGUAGAAAAAAAAAAAUCUGUAAAGAUCUGCUUGACUAAUUACUCAGUCAAAAAAGAGAGAGCAAGGCUUUGUUUUGUUUACCUGGAUCUCUUUGUUCUAGAUCUACUGAGCCUUGAGGGACCAACUUAUCUAAACGUUUAUUUUCAUGUUAUGUUUUUCCAAAUAGUCAAUAAAGAAUGAUGCAUUAUGA